Molecule: messenger RNA, 2391 nt
Organism: Saccoglossus kowalevskii
Lineage: Eukaryota; Metazoa; Hemichordata; Enteropneusta; Harrimaniidae
Source: RefSeq, a predicted model, not a curated record
CAUACUACAUGCGACGAGAGGGGAAACAGGAUGUCGUAUAAGGCAGUUUUCAUACUUGCCAUCAUUGUUGCCACAGGCUGUACUGAAAAUGUUUUUUAUAGGUAUCUUGGCUGUUACAAAAACAGUGACAGUGAUCCAGCCAUGGGUACACCAAUAACAGACGAUCUGAUGACAAACGAGUUCUGCGCAGACUACUGUUACGGAAUAGGUCAAAUAUUUGCGGCGAAUGAAGAAGGAGAUAGGUGUUUCUGUGGUAUAAAUUAUAUGAAGCAUGGUCCAAGAUCUGACGAUGAGUGUGACACAGGCUGUCCGGGGAACAGUAGUCAAACUUGUGGUGGAGUUCAUCGAAUGUCUGUCUACGAAAAAGUUGUCCCAUCUGCCUAUCCAAAUGCUGCAAUGGUGGGAGGUCCCCGAGGUGUUGAAACUAAAUUUCAAAUUGCGAAUUCGUGGAUUACAUCUGAUGUGAGCCCAGAAACGACAAAAUAUGCCAGAAUACUGGAAGCAGGGUCGUCAGGGUGGUCUCCAGGCAGUGGGCAAACUGGUAAUUGGUUGCAGAUAAACAUGCAUAGUGUUUAUUUGGCUGCGGGGGUGGUGACGCAGGGUGAUGCGACAAAAAAUAAAUGGGUGACGUCAUUCAUGGUAAUAUACAGUGUCGAUGGAGUCGUAUGGAACAGCGCGAUCUCUAUGAAUGAAACCACGAUCUUCAAUGGUCACAACCAACUGAACAAAGACACUCCCAUAAUUAAUCAAUUCUACAACAUGGUCAAAGCCAAGUACAUCCGGUUUGUUACAGUGACUUGUGAAUGGGCAUGUAAUUUGCGCGUCGAGGUACUGGUUAAUGAACCGUUGGGAAUGGAAACCAAGGACAUAAGUGAUGACAACAUAAUGGUUGACUCUGUUUACAAUGAUGACGUAAUAAUGUACGGUGCGCUGCAUGCCCGACUAAAAAACACUCUAGGAUCUGGGUGUUGGAUGCCGAAACACAAUGGCGAUAAACUGACUAUUGACCUUUUAGCAAUGACGCUAAUUCGUGCGAUAGCGGUUCAAGGUUGCAGUGAUAUAGCGGAUUCAUCUCCUGAUGCCUUUAUUAUUAUGUACGGUGAGACAGGCAUUCCUGAUACUGAAUAUACAGGCAACAACGGAAAUACCCAGAAUUUUACUGUAACUGCCAAUAACAAUGAGGAAGUAUCUGUGAUUCAUUUUGACGUCGCCCUGUUUGCAAGAAGCAUUGCAAUCUUACCAUUUAAGAUAAAUGGAAACGUUGGUAUUCGCUUGGAAUUGUACGGUUAUAGAACAGAUAAAACCUCUUGUGUUGAAUGGUUGAGGGCAGGCUAUAAAGGCGGUCUCACUUAUUGGGUGGACGUCGACAGAUUUGGUACUGAACCAGCGAGGAGAAAGAUAUGCCACGGAGAGGUGUAUCCGUUAGGCAUGAUGUCAGGCAAUAUACGCAGUGGACAGUUAUCUGAGAGUAGCUCUACAAGUGAGAAAUACACUGCAGAUGCUGCACGACUUAAUUAUGCCGACAGCAGCUAUGAUCCGCCGCCUGCAUGGAUGCCUCAAACAGAAAGUAGCUCAUUUAUAGGCAUAAAUCUAAUAUACCGAACCAUAUUACGAAUGAUCGCUACACAGGGACAGGGAACUGCGUGGGUGAAAAGCUUCUAUUUCAGUUACGGAGUUGAUCAAUCCCCGUUGAAUGAAUAUAAAGAACAUGGAUUUAGAAAGGAAUUCCAGGCAAAUACAGAUGAAUUUACUAUUGUUAGAAAUGAGUUGCUGUAUCCUUUGCGUAUGAUACGAUACAUCAAAAUAUAUCCACUAUGUUGGGAAAACACUGUUGCAUUACGAAUGGAAUUAUACGGACAGUACCUAGACCAUCCAUACUUGAAUGAAGACUACUUGGAAUUUGUUGAAGGUUCAUACAUUCAUACCUUGCAUAAACUUAGCUCACCGGUUCCUAAACGCAAAAUUAUUGAUGGAAAUCCUUACCCAGGUAACUGUACUGACACAAAAACACCAGAGGUGAAAAGUUAUAUCAGAGUAGAUAUGCCAGAAGUCAAAAACUUCAUGAGUGUUAGUAUUGUCAACAAUGAUGAUUUCCCGGAAGAAAGUGUUAAACUACAAGCCACUGUUGGGGUGGAAAAACAGUGGGCUGAAAAUACAAACUGUGGGGAUAUGAUUGAAUCCUUGGAUGCUGGUGAAAUAGGAUAUUUUAUGUGCUCGGAUAAUGGAAACGAAUACAUCAAUGGAAGCACAGUAGCUACUGCAAUAAAUGACCCUCGCGAGAAGCAUAGAUUAUGUUUGUGUGAGAUGUAUGCGUUUGGUAUGUAUUAUACAGUUCUCCUACAACUCUCGCGCCCUCUAUUGACUGAGCGUUUUAUAAUCAAUAAUGCAUAA